GCAGACCUCACCGCGCUGGUUUUGGAGUGCAACACUUAACCAACUAUUUACGGCCAACGGUUUACAGCUCGUGUUAAGGUUUCAGAUGUAAAUCGAGUUGUGACGUCAAUGCGCAGGAGUGCAACUAUAACCGGACCGCGUAAUCGACCGACUCGUAAAGUAUACUGUUAAAAGGUUUUUUUAAUAGUAGAUUUGACCGCAUUUUGUGUUUAAAUACUUAAGUAAAAACAGUAGUCCGGCAAAAUUGUAUAUAGAUAACAAUGACAACGAAAAAACACGUAAUAAUUCAAACUUUGAGAUUGUAUUUGAGCAGUAAAUCAAAAACUGUAUCCUUUGUAUACCCCGAGUUAAUUUUGAAUGUACAAAAGGCUUUUACGAGCUUUGUACCAUGAAAAGUCAUCGCAACACGAUUCGUUCGGGAACACUGUACGAGACACAUAACAACUAAAACAAACAAAUAUUCACUUCAAAUUCGCUCCAAAAAGUUCAAACGAUUCAAAUUUAGAACAUAAAUUAUUCCGUUUAAAGUGAAGUUCAGUUAAACAAAACGUAGAAGUAUCGUAUGUCCUUUUGUUUCGUUCAGAAAUGACUAAGCGAUUAAGUUUAGAAAUCUACUGAUUUGCUUGGCAGGGAAACUUUACGGGACCUUAUGUUUACAAACUAAUUGGUGUAUAUUAAAUUUCCAAACCGCUAAGUCUUGACGUAAUACAAUAAUAUACAACACCAUUAACCUGCAUGUAUUAAGUCUGCUGGUAAGUAUCCAUUACGUGUGGCCGUAAAAUGAAAAUAACUUGAGGCAUUAGUAGUGUUAUAUGCCAUUGUGAUGCUGGGAACCAAGUUUGUUCCCAAUUUGUUCUGAGAACGCGGUGACACGUCCUGACAUAGAAAUGGAAAGGAUUCGUUGCUCCUAGCAGCAGACGGUUUUAGAUGGGCUUCCCCGAACUAUAUUACAUGUACCUUUAAAUACGAAGGCGUGACUACAUGUUAAGUGGAAGAUACUAACGCGGCGUCUUCCUGAAACCCGCCCUCUUUCCCACUCCCGACCUAUAAAUAUGACGCUGAAACGUAUUCGCUUCAGUCGUUCAGGAAAGCUCGGAGUGUGCACUGUGCCAAAUCAAAGCGUUCCCUAGUGACAACGUGUUACAAAACUUGUUGACAACAAUACAUUGUUUUAUUGAACUCACAGUUUUACAAAGAAUAAAUUUCGUGUGAUUUUUGGAUUGUUCAGUGUUAUAUCAGAGUGCUGCAACAUGUUGGACAAAACCAUCCUCGGUGGUAGUUGGGAAAGCGUGGUGUCGCGAGACGACUACGAGAUUGACUACAACUCGAGCCCGAGAGGGUCUCCACUCAAGGACACGUCCAACCUUCAAGACGAGCCUGGCUACUGCAUCAGCCGCCACAACCCUAACAAGACGUUCCGCAGAGAGUCUGUCAUAGCUUCGUGGAAGAGCCUGAAGAAGGAGAGGGAGCUGGCUUUAGGCAAGCGUUUUAUAUACGUCGAUGCUGACAGUUACCAGGACUACUACGGCAGGAACAAGGUCAAGCGUUGCAAGAGCGACAGGACCCCAAACACAACUAAGUUGCCGAAGAAAGUUAAGCGUACAUACUCUGUCCUGUACAGGUAUGACCCCUCUGAGGAGAAGGUGGUUAAGGAGUACAAGUAUCAGCUGCCUGCAGAGCAGGAGCAAGCCAACCGCCCCGUCAUGCAGAAGUCUUAUUCCGAACCUUUCUUAAGGCAGGAGGCUGCACCAAAGAAGAAGGUCAAGAGAUCGUUCACCACACUCUUGAACAUCAAAACGAAGUUCUUGAACAUCUUCACGUCCAAGAGUUAAAUUGCUGACGGAAUUUAACUUGGAUUUAUUGCUCAAUUCAAUGCAUUUUAUGAUUGGUGUUAAUGGUUAUUUACGCGGCCGUUUAGCCAUUAUCUAGUCAAAAUUUUUGUAUGAGAUUCAAUGACAUAAUCGUCUUAUAUUUGGUUGGAUAAAAGAAAAACACAUGUUGAUGUCUCAACGUCAAAAUUCUGAUCAAUUCUUAGUUUUUUAUACUGUAUUAAAAGUACCAAAUGUAUUCAUUAAUGUUAAGUUUAGUUUAUAAAUUGUGAUAUUUUGUGUGUUGUGAUAAUAUUUUUAAAACAUAAAGUUUCUUUGCUAUAAGUUCGUCUUACAGUAACAGAUAACUUUGCAUUUUUAUGAUUAUAUCAAUAACCAAAGAUUAAUUUAUAACAUUAAUUGCUUGGAUAUAAUUCUUUAUGUUAAAGUCAACAGAAAUGUGUGUUAACGUAAAUGCAAUUAUAGAAAAUCAUUGUGAGAUAAUGCACUUUUAUA
Messenger RNA from Trichoplusia ni (cabbage looper), 2324 nucleotides. RefSeq lists its product as uncharacterized. The coding region runs from base 1251 to 1832 and encodes 193 amino acids. The transcript is spliced from 2 exons. Lineage: Eukaryota; Metazoa; Arthropoda; Insecta; Lepidoptera; Noctuidae. The record is from RefSeq and is a predicted model, not a curated record.